Messenger RNA from Pistacia vera, 769 nucleotides. RefSeq names its product pectinesterase inhibitor 3-like. Bases 27 to 638 code for a protein of 203 amino acids. NCBI's taxonomy places the organism in Eukaryota, Viridiplantae, Streptophyta, Magnoliopsida, Sapindales, Anacardiaceae. Gene Ontology annotation, biological process: negative regulation of catalytic activity. The transcript has a single exon. The record is from RefSeq and is a predicted model, not a curated record. Gene Ontology annotation, molecular function: enzyme inhibitor activity.
UAGGUUUCUCAGAUCUCUUAAACACAAUGCUUCAACUUCAGGCACUCCUCUUUCUCUGUCUCUCGCUCUCCUGCUCCGCCACUGCAGGCGACCACGAUGCUCCACAUGAUCUUGUCCGUUUAUCGUGCGCACACGCCAGCUACCCCACCAUCUGCGUUCGCACACUCUCCGCCUACAAGGGACCCGCCAAGACCCCUCGUGACUUAGCCCAAGCGGCCGUGAAAGUCAGCCUUUCCCGCGCGAGCAAAGUGUCUGCGUACCUCACACAAGUCUCGUCCACCAUCAACAAGGGCAACAACACGAACAAGAAAGAACGCAACGCACUCGGUGAUUGUGUGGAGCAGAUAUAUGAGUCGGUGGAGGAGUUGAGCAAGACAUUGAAUGAACUGAAGCAUUUGAGACGGGAUAAGUUCAGUUGGCAGAUGAGUAAUGUGGAGACAUGGGUGAGUGCGGCUUUGACAAACGAGGACACGUGUCUUGAUGGGUUUGAAGAUGUUGAUGGAAAGGUUAAGAGUGAUGUGAAGAAGAAGAUCACCAACGUGGCUAGAGUUACUAGUAAUGCUCUUUAUAUGAUUAAUCGUCUGCAUGAGAGUCGUGAGAGGUCCUGGAUAAACGUGAUGGAAGAUGGACGGCAGUGAUUACUGUAUUAUGUAGUUAAUACUUUGUUUGAGUGUUUUAGUACAAGCUGUAUGUAUGAUUUUACUGAUUAUUAUUAGUGAAUUAAGUGUGAUGCUAUAGCCUUUUUAUUUCACAACAUUUGUUUUUAAUA